Molecule: messenger RNA, 924 nt
Organism: Humulus lupulus (European hop)
Lineage: Eukaryota; Viridiplantae; Streptophyta; Magnoliopsida; Rosales; Cannabaceae
Exons: 5
Coding region: 1-924 (307 amino acids)
Molecular function (GO): protein binding
Source: RefSeq, a predicted model, not a curated record
AUGGCAGCCAAGGCACUCCAGCAAUACCAGCAACGUCUUCGCGAGGAACGCGCAAAGAGUGUUCUUGCCAUUAAAGCCGUAGAGGAGGCGAAAGAAGAUGAGGAGCUUGAGGCGGAGCUAGAAGUGGGGAUCGAAUCAUCCUCCGCACACCAAGAUGCUACAAACUAUGUGGCUUUUGGCAUGGAAAAUUUGGAAUCUACAACUCCUUAUACUGGUUCUAAAUCUCUUGGUGUAGGGAAUGAAACUUCAAGAUGUAUAAGGAAUAUUCCACCAGCUCACUAUUUGAUGAAAGUUGAGUCGUAUAGCUUGCUAUCAAAGUCGAAGGGAAAAUACGCUAGUUCUUCUUUUGAAGCUGGAGGCUACAAAUGGAGAUUGUCAUUUUAUCCAAAUAGGUUCAAUACUGACAACUACAUAUCUCUGUACUUGACAAUGUGUGAGACGAAUAUUCUUCCUAGUGGUUGGGAAGUUAAUGUUAACUUCACAUUGUUUGUCUAUAAUCAUACACACGACAAUUACUUGACCAUCCAAGGUGCGUAUUUUGAUGUAGCUGUGAGGCGUUUUCAUGAGAUGAAAAAGGAAUGGGGUUUUGAACAAUUAGUGUCACUGGAAACUUUCAAAGAUGUAUCUAAUGGAUAUCUGCUUAAAGACUCGUGCGUAUUUGGGGCUGAAGUUUUUGUCAUAAAUCACACUCUCAACUCCGAAUCUCUUUCUUUAUUUAGACGUGAACGAGUAAGUAAUCCUACUUUCCGUUGGGAGAUAAAGAAGUUUUCUAAGAUGGACAAAUCUUAUUACUUCUCUGAAGUGUUCACUUCUGGAAGAACAAAUUGGUAUGCCAAUAUUCAAAAGAUGUUAGUUUUGCUUUCUACUUUUGGUUCAAAUUCUCUUUUCAACUUUGAUUGUUUUUUGGUUGUUGUAGGUAUUUAA